AUGGGCAAACAUUCGGCUUUUGAUGAUUCAGAUGAGGAAGAGCAGUAUGCCGAAGGGGAACCGAGGGAGGUCGCCCCGCCGAAGACGGGGGCGGCCUCUUCCGGGCAAGCGACGAGGACGCCCGUCGAAGGUUCCAAGGGAGGGAGCUCCUCCGGCCGACCCUCCGGCCACCUGAAGAGGAAGAGGGGGGCCUCAGAGGUUGUGGAGGUGGAUCCGUUGUCCUUCAGCCUCCCAUCGAUCCACGAAUUGUCCUUCUUAGACGAUCUUCUGAAGGAGGGAUACGCAGACCCGGGUCGGGGCUCCGAUUUGUUCGAAGACAUACCCACGGGACAUGUCCUGCUGACCUUCGAUCCUCCUCGGGUGGAGUGCUCUGAGCUACCCGAGACCGGAGCAAUGAGGCUGGAGGACAGCAUGAGACAAAUAAGUUCUUUUGUUUUUAAUUUCAAGGGCACUUUCCUCCUGGCUUCGGUCCAGAGGACAGCCACGAGCGAGGCCAACAGGGCCAGGGACACGGAGGUCAUGUUUAAGGCCUCGGAAGGGAGAAGAGCGCAUCUGGAGGAAGAGAGGAAGCGCCUAGAAGAGGAAGUUGCGCGGGUGAAGGCGGAACUCAAGGACACGGAGCUGACCCACCGACUCGAGAUGGAAAGCUUGCUAGCCACGAGUGUCCCGAAAUCUCGGCUGGACAUGUACAUCUUGGCAGGGGUCCAACGGUAUCUAGGGUCGACCGAGUUCGCCCUCGGGAUAAACGAUGUCAUGGACCCAGCCAUGGAGAGGGGGGCGCGGAAGGUCGUUCUGGAGAUCGAGGCGGCCCAGAAGAAGAACGAGGACAUCCAACCUAUCCUCGAAAAGUAUACUGACAGGGACAGGAAAGGGAAGACGUAUGCAGUGCGACUGCGGUGCAAGGCCCGGAAACGCUUCCGGGAUAUGGAUUUCGCCAGUCUCCCCAUCAUGCAGGAGAUUUCCGAAUCCUGCGCCACCCUUUCAAAGCCCGAGGACAUCCUGAACAUCCCGGGUAGUCCCUCCUUCGUCUUCCAGAUGCCGAGGGGAACAGAGACGCCCCCCAGCAUGCCGCCGGGACCGGAGGAGGAACCCGAGAUGGUCGCAUCCGAGCCUCCACCCCAGGGACAUAACUCCGGCAGCCGAGGAGGAGGAGGGACGUCCACGGAUUCCAAUGCCCGCAGCGGAGACAAGGUGAACGAUGCGUAG
Messenger RNA from Oldenlandia corymbosa var. corymbosa, 1206 nucleotides. The record is from the annotation of a GenBank genome assembly. Lineage: Eukaryota; Viridiplantae; Streptophyta; Magnoliopsida; Gentianales; Rubiaceae.